Engraulis encrasicolus (European anchovy) is the source of this 1392-nucleotide messenger RNA. RefSeq names its product murinoglobulin-1-like. Bases 251 to 565 code for a protein of 104 amino acids. The transcript has 5 exons. NCBI's taxonomy places the organism in Eukaryota, Metazoa, Chordata, Actinopteri, Clupeiformes, Engraulidae. The record is from RefSeq and is a predicted model, not a curated record.
AUGGCUCUGGACCCUGGAGGAGGUGGGAGAGCCUGGAACCACGCAGGUCCCCGUCACUGUCCCCGACACCAUCACCAGCUGGGAGACGGAGGCCUUCUGCCUGCACCCCCAGGGCUUUGGUCUCGCCCCCCCAGUCAAGCUCACCGUUUUCCAGCCCUUCUUCCUGGAGCUGUCCCUGCCCUUCUCCAUCGUCCUGGGAGACGCCUUCCAGCUCAAAGCCACAGUGUUCAACUACCUGCCCAAGUGCAUCAUGGUGGUAGUGACUCCAGCCCCCUCAUCAGACUUCAGUCUGAGCCCCUCUGCUGAUGGCCAGUACUCCUCCUGUCUGUGUGCCAACGGCAGGAAGACCUUCAGCUGGACCCUGGUGCCCUCCACGCUCGGAUUGAUGGACAUUACUGUGGCUGCGGAGGCUACCUCCUCCCAGACCCCGUGUGGCAACGAGUUGGUGACAGUGCCUGAGAGGGGCCGCGUUGACGUAGUCACACGCCCUCUGCUGGUCAAGAGUGAGCCGACUCUGAUGCCACCUCCACCCCUCCAGCCACCGUCACCAGUGGUUCCCGUCUGACAGGGGGCAGACUACGCCUUCGUCUUCCAUGGGAGGAUAUGCACUCCUGCCGAAUGUACUUGGAUAUGUACUCGGCCGAAACGUCAAUUCACCAAUACAACAUGGAGCAGAGUGUGCUGCAUUCUUUUCAUUUUCUUUAAUAUUUGUAUGCUCAGGAAGCCAGCACCUCAAGGAAGACUUUAUUGGUGUGCGAUACCUCUUUUUUUCUAAGGAUAUGCACUCCUGCCACGGAACUCUACGAAAAGACGGGAGCCUGUGUUACAUUCUCUAUCUGCCGUCGUGAUAUGAUGUAUUUUCAUGCUUAUGGUGUUGAUGCAUGUGUAAAAUGUAUAUUUGUAAUAUUUUUUAGUCGAUUGUGAGGGGAAACAUUGCCAUUUUGACUUGCUAGACCUACAGUAUUUCCUAACUAUUAAUACAGCAUUUGGUAUUUAGCUUAUGUCAGGCUAAUGCAUAUUUCUCUGAGCCGUGAAUGCUGGCUUGUUUCUUGUUAAUUUCAUAUUCAGUAUUUAGGAGUAAUUUUAUCCUUCAUCAUUUGUUUCCCUUUCAGAAAACCACACACACACAUGCAUGUAAAUUAUUUGUAAUUACUGAUUUAACAUUAUAUAUUAUAGGCCUAUUAUAUUAGCCUAUAUUACAUUAUAUUACAUUACAUUAUUGGGCUAUAUGGUUUGGUGGGCCCCAGAAUUUUUUCACAUUUCAAAGUGGGCCUUGGUGUUCUGAAGUUUGAGAAUGGCUGCCACGCAACUUCAUGGUUAAUUAAUUGUUCAAUAAAUGUCAAUAUUGUUCACUUUGCCUUCAUAUAGUCUUCACGGUAGAAUAUAUCUAAU